Messenger RNA from Vicia faba (fava bean), 612 nucleotides. NCBI's taxonomy places the organism in Eukaryota, Viridiplantae, Streptophyta, Magnoliopsida, Fabales, Fabaceae. The record is from the annotation of a GenBank genome assembly.
AUGGAAGCAGCUAGAAAGAUUGCAAAUGUGGAAUUAAAACGAAGAUCAAGUGUUGAAGUUAAAUCAUGUAAAGAAAUCGAGGAACUGAGGAAGCUAUUGGAUAAUUUAGGCCAAACUGAUGUAAGAUAUAGGAGAUACUAUAUUGACGAGAUUGAAGUAGCCACACACAUGUUUUCUGGAAAACAAAUAAUUGGGGAAGGUGGUUAUGGCUCUUUUAGGAGCGUGUCCGAAGAUAAGGUUCUGCGUUGGCAAUUGAGGUUUCAAAUUUCUGCAGAGAUUGCCACAAGAUUGUUAUUCCUACAUCAUACCAAACCUGAACCUAUGGUUGACCCGAAUGAAGUGAAUGCUCUAGCUCAGUUAAUGACAUGGAAGACUGCUAUUACUGACAUACCCUAUGGCAGAGCAAAGUGUGGAGUCGGUUGUAACCCGAAGGAUCUGAGCAUCAGUGAAUUGGAACGUCUCACUCGUGUUUUCACUCAAAAAAUGCUUGAUGAUUAUUCUAAGUUUCAUGGUCAUUCACCAGCAGUGGUGACUGGCAAGCCUAUUGAUCUUGGAGGUUCAUUGGGAAGAGAGGUUGCCACUGGACUUUGGAACGGAUGCUUUAUUUGCUGA